AUGGAUAUCGACGUUGAGUACUUCGUCUUCGACGACCCUGGCGCUUAUGGCCUGAAAAUUACGGCGAAACGGUACACAAGUAGAUCGAGGGCGAAUAAUAAGGGCUUGACGUUGCUAUUCGCUCAUUGCAUAGGUUCUCAUAAGGAGCAGUGGGAGCCUGUCAUUCAACGCCUCUUCCAAGUCCAAGAGACCGAAGCUGAGGUGCAUCGGAUUCGGGAGGCGUGGUCAUUCGACUGGCAGAGCCACGGAGAUGCUGCAGUCCUGAAUCACAACCUGUUGAAGGAUCGUACAAAGUGUGUUUGUGAGUUAUUCAGCUCUUCGUACACACAGCCGGGAUGGGGCUCCGUUUACGAAUGGACACCUGCGUUGGCAGCCUUCAUCCGCUCACCUCGAAUGCAGGGACACCGGAUCGUACCUUUAGGGCAUUCUGCUGGCGCAGCUGCGAUGUUGCUAACGACCAAGGAAAUCCCCCCAUCUACAUUCGCCGCCAUGGUUCUUAUCGAACCUACUAUCGUCACUCGGGAAGUAUUCAACUCUGAACUGGAAGACCGCAUGUCCGCCAUGGAUUUUUCCGUCGCAGCCACAUCUUCCCGCCGGGACGUCUGGCCUUCCCGGGACGAGGCAUUCUAG
Messenger RNA from Laccaria bicolor S238N-H82, 630 nucleotides. RefSeq lists its product as uncharacterized. NCBI's taxonomy places the organism in Eukaryota, Fungi, Basidiomycota, Agaricomycetes, Agaricales, Hydnangiaceae. The coding region runs from base 1 to 630 and encodes 209 amino acids. The transcript is spliced from 4 exons. The record is from RefSeq and is a predicted model, not a curated record.